Molecule: messenger RNA, 556 nt
Organism: Cuscuta campestris
Lineage: Eukaryota; Viridiplantae; Streptophyta; Magnoliopsida; Solanales; Convolvulaceae
Source: the annotation of a GenBank genome assembly
CGAACUUGCUAUGUACCAGGGUGUGCCAUGCGAUUACGAUGAAGACGAAGUGGAUUUUGACGUGCUCGGAUGGUGGAAGCGGAACGAACACAUGUUCCCAUGUCUCGACAUGCUAGCAAGACAAGUGUUAUCCGUUCCGGUAUCAACCGUAGCAGUUAAACGAGAAUUCAGUGCUAGCGGCAACAUUCUAACCGACUUUCGAAGUUGUCUUAGCGCUGAAUCUCUUGAAACACUUGUUUGCAACCAAGAUUGGCUCUUGGCAAGACGUCGAGCUCAAGAGUCAACGUACCAACUCGAAUUGGAGCAUUACAUGAAUGCAACAACAGAUGGAAGUCCGAGUUCUGAAAAAUAAGUUAUAAUUUUUUUUGUUAAUGUAAAUAUGAGCAUUGAAGUCCAAGAAAGCUGUGGGAAACCAUGCCAAAUGUAGGACUUCUCUCUUCCCCGCCCGCCGGAAGCCAAGCCGCCCGCCUACCUCUGGUUAUCAAUCGUUUACUCAUUAUAAGCUAUAAAUUAUAUAUACUCCGUAUGAUUUUUGCAAGAAAUUACAAAGCUCGAU